Molecule: messenger RNA, 2193 nt
Organism: Xenopus tropicalis (tropical clawed frog)
Lineage: Eukaryota; Metazoa; Chordata; Amphibia; Anura; Pipidae
Gene: fkbp8
Product: FKBP prolyl isomerase 8
Exons: 9
Coding region: 116-1342 (408 amino acids)
Cellular component (GO): nucleus; cytosol; mitochondrion
Molecular function (GO): peptidyl-prolyl cis-trans isomerase activity; isomerase activity
Source: RefSeq, a predicted model, not a curated record
GGAAUGAACCUAUCAGGGAGCAGGAUUUGGUAGCGAAUUAGAAAGCUGCUUACAGUUUGGUCUAGGAAGUGCUUUCAGCCUGCAGGUCACACUCUUUUCUUGCCAAGAACUAGAGAUGACCUCUGCAGAAGAAUCAAUCUCUGAUACAAUUGAUAUUCAUGAACAAGGAGAACAAACAAUUGAAAUCCAUCCAGGUGAGAGGACUGAGCCAAACCCAGCUCUUCUGGAGAGCACAGAGGAUUUUGAAAUAAUAGACAGCGCAGUGGAAGAAGAUGAUCUGAGCGACCUUCCACUUCUGGAGGAUGUAGAUAAGAAGGAGAAGCCUGCAGCAGACAAUGAUUUAAAUACACAACAGACAGUUGCAAAAGAGGAGGAAGAAUGGCUGGAUGUUCUAGGUAAUGGGAUCUUGAAAAAGAAGAUUUUAAUCUCUGGAAAGGGUGCUGACAGUAGACCAAGAAAAGGACAGGAUGUUACCGUGGGGCUAAAGUCCAUGCUGGAGGAUGGAAAUGUAGUAGAAGAACAAGAAACUCUUACCUUUACACUGGGAGAUGGAGAUGUCAUUCAGGCCCUGGACCUGUGUGUUCAGCUCAUGGAGGCAGAAGAAACUUCGCUCAUUGCAUCAGAUGCCAAGUACUGUUAUGGAAAGGAAGGCAGGAGUCCAGACAUUCCACCCAACUCCAACUUGAACCUUGAAGUGGCCUUGCUGGAUGUUCAGGAUGGACCAGAUCUGGAGAACCUUUCUGGACAGGAGAAGCUGAAUUUGGCCAACAAGAAACGGGAACGGGGCAAUUUCUAUUACCAGCAAGCAGACUAUGUUUUUGCUAUAAAUUCCUAUGACAUCGCACUGAAUGUUGUGAAUUCAAGCUCCAAAGUUGAAUUCAGCUUAGAAGAAGAAGCAUCCCUACUGGAUGUCAAAAUUAAAUGUCUGAACAACCUAGCUGCAUCUCAGCUGAAAUUAGACCAUUAUGAGGCUGCCCUGAAAUCUUGUAACAUGGUGUUGGAGCAUCAGCCUGAAAAUAUUAAGGCUUUGUUCCGAAAAGGAAAGGUGUUGGCACAGCAAGGGGAGUACAGCGAUGCUAUAACUAUCCUAAGAAAGGCCUUGAAAUUGGAGCCUGCCAAUAAGACAAUCCAUGCUGAACUUUCCAGGCUAGUAAAAAAGCACACAGAUCAGCGGAAUGUAGAAAGUGCCAUGUACAAGAAGAUGCUGGGGAAUCCAGGCAGCGCUUCCACAAAGCCUGCCUCCAAGUCUUCUUGGUCAAUCCCUUGGAAAUGGCUUUUUGGGGCAACAGCUGUGGCAAUAGGAGGCGUUGCCCUGUCUGUUGUAAUAGCAGCUCGUAACUAAACCACCAACAAGGAAUGUAUGAGGACCGAAGCCAUUACCUUCAGGAGGAAGGUCUAGCAACAGUGUCACCCAUUCUCAAACAACCCUGGAGUGGAACCUUGUAUGGAAACAGUGUUCAAGUGAGAAAAGAGAAAAUAUGCAUAAACUGUACCUUUUUAUAUAGGUGAACUCCAAUUUUGCUCACAUAAAUAAAUGUAAAAUUGUGCACCUGUUCAGGGAAAUGUGUAAUUUAAAAAAGGGGCGUUUUCAUUUGGCAUUGGUAACACUAAGAAAUUCAAUUCAAACCCUUAGAAUAGAGUCAGUGGCACAAUGGCGCUCUAUCUGAGAUAGAUACAUAGAUAUAUAUGUUAGGAGGUAUAUGUCCAGCAAGCUUUUGAAGCCAAAGACUGCAGAAACCUUUUCAUUCCUGGCCUUUGAAUUCCAGUGCAAGAGAGGGAGAUUAAAUGAAUCUGGGUGACCUGUAACCACAGAAAUAAUUUGAUGUCAUGAUGACACGGCACAUAGAUAUUGUUGUUAAAUGAAAGUACAUAUUACAUGUGUGUAAUACAUGUGUAUCUCACAUAUUUCUUGUGAGGUACUGAUCAGUUAUAAUUAUUUUAAGCAGAAACUUCUAGGACACAUGUAAACAUCUCAAAGUAUGAUAUGGUAUGUGUAACUAUAGAUGUAUAUAUAAUUCUAGAGAAAGGUAAAGUUUGGAGAGCUCUCUAUCAUGUACAGGGGGAAGGCAUAGAGGACCAACUUUGUAUUAUGUCGUGUUAGAGCAGUACAACCAAGAUCUGCUAUACUAGUUGUUUAAGUUGUUGGUGUGUUUCACACUGUUUUUUCAUUAAAAACUGGAACUUUCAGUUUAA